Messenger RNA from Phaedon cochleariae (mustard beetle), 1503 nucleotides. NCBI's taxonomy places the organism in Eukaryota, Metazoa, Arthropoda, Insecta, Coleoptera, Chrysomelidae. The record is from the annotation of a GenBank genome assembly.
AUGAAUUCUCAAACAGAAUCGGAUGAAGAUGAUCCAGUCGUGCGAGAGAUACCCAUCAUACAUUCCAAGAAACUGGAAAAAUCUCUACACCUCUUCCAAUUUCCUCUAAAAAGGAAGAAAUGUAAGAAUGAACAGAAUAUAAAAAAAUGCUUUUUCAAACCACAAAAUCAAGAAGUUAAAUUAGAAAUGGGCAUAAAUAUGGACUCCCCUAAUUUUGAUUCUGGUAGAGCAAAAAACAUAGCACUGGAUGUAGAUGGAGAAGAGGAUUCCUCAAAGAAUCAAAGAUAUUUCACUAAUCAAAUUGUAGAUAAAGUAUUUUUACAAUCAUCUGUAGCAGUUAAGGAUCCAAAUAAGUAUGCAGCUGCUGUGUUCAAUGGAAAAGAAAUUCACCUCACUUCCCUAAAUGGUGUAUUUCAGUUUCGUCCUACAUUUCCUUAUAUGGAAAAAAGUCUGAAGAAAAAGAAGGAUACAGAAACUGCUAAUGAGUCUGAUGAAGAGCAAGCAGGGCCUAGUUCAGCUCAGCAAGUUACUGCAAAGUUCAAAUCUAAUGAUGAAAGGUGGAAAAAGAAACAGGAGGAGAGCUACAAAUUUCUGAAGGAGAAAAGUGCAGAUGAACCUUGGACUGAAUGUAAAUGGUAUGAAAGCCAUAGCACUUUGAGCAGUGUGGAGAGGUUGAAACUCAUUUCAGAUAGUACCAAUGAGGUGGGUCAAGCAGAAAAUCUUCCAAAUUUGGAAUACAUUAGGUUGCUUGUUCCAGAAGAUCAGGAACAAGUCCCACUUGAACCCACUCUACCUUCUAAUGUGCUUUCUUUGCGGGCAUUGAAAGCUCUUCCUAUUUUAGAACAAUGCAGACUUUUACUAAAAGAUGCCCAAAUUAUUCAAUUCCAACAACUGCUGAUGCUGCUAACCGGUGGCGGGGGAGAAAAAUUCACAGCCGACAGUCUGCUGAAGGUCCUCCCUAACGUGGCUGUUCUAGUCAGGGGUAAUUGGGUGGUAAAGUCGGAGGUUUUGUAUCCGAAAAAUUCAUUUUCUGCUACCAGUGGAGUUCCCGCAGAACUGAUGUGCAGAGCUAGGGAUUAUGUUCUGUACCUGUUCACGAAAAACCAGUACGUCGAGCGCAAGAAGGCUUCCUCAAUCCUGAAAAUCCCCUCGGACGAGAUCAAGGAGAUCUUCACGGGAGUUUCGAAACUCCGUCGGCACAACAAAGAAUGGGAGCUGAAGUCGCCCACCGACCAGGACUUCGUCAACAAGCACGGCGACCUGGCGCAGAAGCAGAGCCUGAUGUGGGAGCACCGGUUCCACCAGCUCAGCGAGUUUCUGAAGGAUACUAGCAAGAGUAGAAGGAAGAGCAGAAGCGAGAGUAAGAGUGUGAGUGAGGAGGGGGGUGGGAGGGGAAGGAACGGGCCUAGUUUCAGUUCGGAUAACGAUUCAGGGACGGAGAAAAACAGUAACAGUAGCAAGUCGCCCGUGGCGGGGAGAAAGAACAAAAGUGGGGUUAGAGUG